AUGGAACCUAUACACGUACAAGGUCUUUAUAAGGCUAUUAUACGCCAGAUUACCGAGGAAGACUUUGAUAUUGUAUGUCAAACAGAACAAAAAUCAUUUCCAGAAGGCGAACCAGCUUCUGCCAAGCAACUUAGAGACCGAUUUAAUGCAGCUAAGGAAUUAUUCCUUGUAUUCGUAAUAGAUGGCGAAGUAAUUGGUCAUAUCUGUGGUACACGGAGUAAUGAUGACUUAUUAACUUUUCAAUCUAUGUAUGAACAUAUACCUGGUGGAAAAUAUCUCUGCAUUCAUUCUGUAUGCAUCCACGAAAAAUUUCAACGCAAGGGUAUCGCGUCUGUCAUGGUCAAUCACUAUACAGCUUAUAUUAAGCAGAAUUUUCCAGAUAUUGUGCUUAUUAAUUUAGUUGCUCAUGACUAUCUAAUAUCAUUUUAUGAGAAAGUAGGGUUUCAAUGCGUCGGCUCAUCUUCAGUAAACUUUGGUAAAUUGCCAUGGUAUAAUAUACAGAUGAAAUUACAAUAA
Trichoplax adhaerens is the source of this 516-nucleotide messenger RNA. RefSeq lists its product as uncharacterized. The coding region runs from base 1 to 516 and encodes 171 amino acids. Lineage: Eukaryota; Metazoa; Placozoa; Uniplacotomia; Trichoplacea; Trichoplacidae. Gene Ontology annotation, molecular function: aralkylamine N-acetyltransferase activity. Gene Ontology annotation, cellular component: cytoplasm. The record is from RefSeq and is a predicted model, not a curated record. The transcript has a single exon.